AUGGGCACCGACCCGCGUGCCAAGAUCGAUCUGGCAUUAUACCACCAAAGCAUCAGGAUGAUCUUAUACAGGCCAUGCUUGUGCCACAUUCUCGUUCCCAACGAAUCGGACUACAUUCGAGAGUUCAACCUCAGCGGCGCGAGGAGUUGUGUCUGCGCAGGAGUGGCAAUGGUCGAUAUUCUCCCAGAGGAUGCGUCUGCCCAUGAAGCGUACCAGCUGCUCCCGUGGUGGAAUCUGCUGCACUACCUCGGCCAAGCGCUCGGGGUCUUCAUCCUGGAACUCUGCCUGGACAUGGAGCACUUUGACGGCAUAGCCGCCCUCUUGACACCUCAGGUGCGGAAGGCCAUGUCGUAUCUCUGGUGUCUGACCGCGGGCUCCUUGUCGGCGUACAAGGCGUGGCGCAUAUUUCGGCAUAUGCUUUGGAUUCUCAGCCUCCGGGUCGAUAGUUUCGACGUCGUCGAUAUUCUACUCGAGGCGCACAUACCGACAGGAUGGACCGUGGACGACGAGGCCCUCUUGAUGGACACCCUCAGACCGAUAGGAGCCGAGCCAAUGAAGGCGAUGUAA
This is a messenger RNA of Cladophialophora yegresii CBS 114405, 567 nucleotides long. RefSeq lists its product as uncharacterized. The transcript has a single exon. The record is from RefSeq and is a predicted model, not a curated record. NCBI's taxonomy places the organism in Eukaryota, Fungi, Ascomycota, Eurotiomycetes, Chaetothyriales, Herpotrichiellaceae. Bases 1 to 567 code for a protein of 188 amino acids.